Molecule: messenger RNA, 1155 nt
Organism: Musa acuminata AAA Group (dessert banana)
Lineage: Eukaryota; Viridiplantae; Streptophyta; Magnoliopsida; Zingiberales; Musaceae
Product: tetraspanin-19-like
Exons: 5
Coding region: 154-831 (225 amino acids)
Source: RefSeq, a predicted model, not a curated record
UCACCUUUGGCUGUUAGGUGUACUUCCCCACUCUUCCAGUCAACCUCCCCAUCCUUACUCCGCGAAGCCAGCCUACCCUGUUUUGGAUCACAGUCUCAUCUCUGCCAUCUCCACUUGCUUUCCGCAGGAGCACUGUGCUCGCCUCGAUCAGCAAUGACGUUCUGCUCAAGGUGUUUGUUGAACCACGCACUGAGGGUUGCGAAUCUUGUGGUGAACCUCUGCGGCAUGGCCAUGAUCAUCUACUCCCUCUGGCUGCUGAAGAUUUGGAGCCGAGGCGUCGCCGAUUUGGAUGCCACCGCCUCUUCCUUCCCGACGCCAUGGUUUAUCUACGCGUUGCUCGGCGUUGGCAUCGUCGUCUGCUUCGCUGCGGUGGUCGGACACGCUGUGUCUAACUCCGUCAACCCCGCUGCUCUCUCCCUUUACAUCGUGUUCGUCUGUUUCAUCCUUCUCUUCCAAAUCGUUGUGAUCGUGGAGGUUCUGUUCAAGAUAGACUGGCCAACGGUGAUCUCCGGGCAUCAUGAUGGCGACGCCAAAUUCGUAGCUUUCUUCACAUUCCAUGUAAACAUUUGCCGUUUGGUUGGGGUUGUGAUUUCAGUAGCACAGGUGAAUGUUCUGGUGAUGGCUAUCGUUCUGCGGGCUUUGGGGCUUCAAUCAAGCAAUCACUGCGAGGGACCGACUGUGCCUGCACUCAGAUACUCGUUUCUUGUGAUGAAUGGAUCGGACUCGCCGCCGGGCCUCCCUGCUCCGGCCACACCUCCUCCAGGAGACCACAAUUGUGAGCCUGCACUGAUGAUUUUUCGAGCUUCGGAAGUCAGAUGGAUGAGUGCAUGAUCCGCAAAGAUUGCAACCUGUCGUAAUCCAGAUAACAGGAUCCAAAGAAAACUUUAGAUUCCCAAGCAGCAGGAGGAGACUAAAGACCAUUGAUCCACAGACCUCUCAAUAAAACUAUUCUGUGACAGAUGCAGGAAAAUAAAGCGAAUUUGUUGAUUUUUUUGCAUUUGUUGCCCACCGAGGAAACCAGUCAGUUCUCUGAUUAAUCUAGCUUUCUGUGCCUGCUAUAUGUAAUGUUGAGUUUCUACUUUUGUCUUCCCAUGGAAUGGCCACUGUAAACUCCAUCAACAUUCAAUAGCAGUCUGUCUUUAUCGAUUCACUGCA